Molecule: messenger RNA, 2796 nt
Organism: Fraxinus pennsylvanica
Lineage: Eukaryota; Viridiplantae; Streptophyta; Magnoliopsida; Lamiales; Oleaceae
Source: the annotation of a GenBank genome assembly
AUGGGAAAGAUAUUACAAAGAUGGUCUUCACAAGACGACAGGGAUCGGGCUGGUUGUGUAUGGGGUUUGAUUAAUAUAUUUGACUUCCGCCAUGGUCGAUCCACCAGAAAACUGCUCGGAGAUAGAAGGCGAGUGAGCAAGUUAGCCGUUGGAUCGUCCCGACUUUACACACGUCCCACCGGAAAAUGUCAAGAUUUUGAGGAUGGUGAAGAAAGUAAGAUGGUAGAGUCUGAGGUUGUCAAGACAAGUGUAAAGGAACUUAUGAAAGAAGAGAUAUUCAACGGCCAAAAGAACCAGGGGAGUGAGUUUGAAAUAAAUUUUCCGCAAAUUGAUUCAGAAUAUAUACCCCAUAUAAAAAAGAAUCAUAAGCAAAGAAACAGAAUUUACAAGACACCUAGUGGUGAUAUGGAUGCUUCUGAGUUGUAUACAGCAAAAUGCUUGACAUCUGAAAACUUUCAUAAAGUUCCAGAGCAAAAGCCUUCGGAUACGUAUGAUAUGGAAUUUAUAAUAAACGAGUUGUCCUGGAUUCAUCAGAAAAUUAAAAGCUGUGUGAAGCAUGAUCUUCAUAAUGACCUUGACAUGCCAUCUGGUCUGGAGUUCUCGAUUGUUGAAGCAAAAUUAGUUGAAGCAACGAAGGUGUUUAUAGAACACAGGUUGAGUAAUGAUAAACAUUAUGGGGAAGAAGGGAAAAUCAAUUGUUCCAAAGAAUUGAUGGAUGCCCUGCAAACAUUGAGUUCGAAUAAGGCCUUGUUCUUGAAACUACUGCAAGAUCCCAACUCUGCACUGGUGAAGCAAAUUCAGAAAUUGGAGGAUGCGCAAUUAAAGAAAGUUCAGAUACUUGGUUCUCUGGCGGGAUCCAAUUUGUCAGAAGGGAAACUAAACAGUUCAAAAUCUGAUGAUCUAGUUAAUGGUAGACACCGAAAAUUCUUCCGCAGUAGGCGAAAAUUUCUGGAAAGCUACCCCUUGGGAGGAAAUAAGAACUGUCAAGCUUCAAGUAAAAUUGUCAUCUUGAAGCCUGCAUCAGUAGUAUUACAAAACCUUCAUACUGAUGUCGAUCAAUCGAAUUACACCAUGGAUAAUAAAGUGCGGGAUGAGAGAAGUACAUCCCAGUUCUCUUUCACCGAAAUUAGAAGAAAGUUGAGGCAUGCAGUGGGAAAGGAAAAACAGGGAAUCUCUCCUGAUGGGCUGAUCCUUAAAUUAUCAUCAAGGCACCAAAAUGGAAAUGAAAGCUCCGGUAGAGAAAAUGUCUACUGGAGUUCUCCAAAUAGGGACCAUUUCUAUACUGAAAGAUUUGGAAAAUCUUUCACUGGCUGUAAGAGGAGUGAACAUGUUGGGAAAUCAAAAGAUCAUUGCUCGGUAAUGAUGAAUGAAACCUCUCAAAAUCCUGGGAAAGGGGUGUCUAACAUCUAUGUCGAAGCAAAGAAACAUCUUUCUGAGAUGCUGAACAAUGGGGAUAAUCAUGCAGAGCCAGUGAGCUGGCACUUACAUAAAUCCCUGGGUAGGAUUCUCUCUCUCCCUGAGUAUAAUGAUUCUCCUUGUUGCAGUCCCAGGAAAUACAAUGAUGACAUAAUCAUAACUGCCCAGACGAGGUUAUCUCCUCUUGGCAUCAUUAAUGACACGAAUCAUCUUGUGCAAGAAAACCAUGACGGUCCUCCGAGUCCAUCUAGGAGUCAACCUCAUAGCAGUAGUGACAAUCCCAGAGAGAAAGUACCAUCUCUUAAUAAAAUUACUCCUUGUGAAGAUAAUGAAGAUUAUUCUGGAGAAUCACAAUGCUAUAUUGAUGGUGUCGUAAAUGCUGAAGUUCCCAGUUCGUCUUCAAGAUUUGUGGUGAUAGAAGACAAAACUGACUUAAGGCAUGAGGAAGAAGAAACAAGUACAAUAAUUUCUUCUGUAUCGACUAUCAUUUCAAUCGCUGGAGAGAGCCAGAAUGGUUCUAUUGAUGAAGUAGAUGAUGGAGCAAAUUCUUUCCAAUGCUUGGAAUCGGAUUCAAUUGGAAGGGAUAGCUUAUUUUUGUCUCCAACAUUCUGUCCCCUGGAUGUUGAAAAUCCUGAGAAUAUAAUUGAUAAAAUAGAUGGACCAAGUCCCAUAUCCGUUCUUGAGCCAUUAUUCGCCGAAAAUGAUAUCAGUCCUCUGAGCACCAUGCCUCGACAAGAUGAAAAGGAAAUUCAACCGCAGCAAAUACAUUUUGAAGAACAAUCUUCUGCUAGCGACCAAGGAAUUUGUUUAAUAACUUCUAUUGAGGACAAGGAAUCUGCAUAUGAAUACGUGGAAGCUGUCUUGUUUGGGUCUGGAUUGAACUGGGAUGAUUAUCUUCUGAGGUGGCUUUCUUUGUACAAAAUUCUUGAUCCGUUGUUGUUUGAUGAAGUUGAGUUAUUUCCUAGUCAAUCUUGUCAUGACCAAAAGCUCCUCUUCGAUUGUACUAAUCAAGUUCUGGAGGAGAUGUGUGAGAGUUAUUUUGGAUGCUUUACCGGGAUAUCAUUAAUUAAUCAAAAUAUUCGGCCAGUCCCUAAGAGGAUGGAUCUUAUUCAAGAGGUAUGGAAACGAGUCGAGGGGUAUCUCUUUCAGCGUUUCCCGCCCCAUUCUGUGGUUCAGUUUAUCAAGAAAGACAUGGCAUCUGGAAAAUGGAUGAACAUUAGAGUAGAUAUUGAGCAUAUUGGUAUUGAAAUGGAGGAAACCAUUUUUGAUGAAUUGGUUGACGAUACCAUACUGAGCUUUGCAGAUUACAUUUCAAGCAUCGACGCACCAGUCUCAUUACCCGGAAGAUCAGAUGUAGUUAGAAUUUCUUAUGACAGAUGA